CUUUGCGUAAACAAAGAAAGAACGUCAACUCUCCACGCUAAUCACAUGCCUAGCUCCUUUCUUCUUCUUCGAUCCACUCUUUCAAAACCCUAAUUUUCCCCUCUUUUUUUCUUAUAAACAAUCACCCAUUCUUUAUGGAGAGAUCUGGUGAUAAACUAUUUGAUGCCUCACAGUAUGCGUUUUUCGGACAAAAUGUAUCAGAAAAGGCUGAUUUUGGGUGUAUAGAAGUUGAACAAGAUAACCCUUUGAUUGGACUUGCUGACGAUGAAUAUCGUCUGUUUGAUAGAGAAGAGGAAUCAGGGCUCGGGUCUCUAUCAGAAGUAGAUGAUCUGUCAACUACAUUUUCAAAGUUGAACAGAUCAGUUAGUGGACCUAGGCAUCCUGGAGUUAUUGGUGACCGAGGAUCAGGAUCUGGAUCUUUUUCAAGGGAAAGUUCAUCUGCUUCCGAAUGGUUGCAAGAAAGAGAGUUGACAGAGUGGUUGGACCAACAUAUUACUGACACUGAAUGCUACCAAGGAAGCAGAAGAUGGUCAUCACAACCUCAUCUUUACUCAGAUUCAAAGCCAUUGUACAGAGCAUCAUCAUACCCUGUUGAACAACAGCAGGUCCUCAGUGAACCUGUUUUGGUACCUGACCCAUCUUUCCCUUCCUUCCCUCCUAUUAGUCAAGCAAACCUCUCCUCGCCACGCCAGCAUUCAAAUUUUAUGAAUCUUUCUUCCAAUGCCCAGUUACCCUUUUCGGAGCCAAAUCUUUCACCUUUAUUGAAUUCCAGUAAGCUGCAUUUAAAUCGUGUUCUUCAUGGAUCCCGUUAUAGUGGAAGUGGGUCACACUUAAUUCCUCCUGUUCUUUCACAUUAUUCUCAGCCACAAAAUAAUUGGGCCAAUCAUAUGCUACAUGUGGACCAUGCGGGCCUAUUGAGCAACACGUUUCAGCAGAAAUUGCUUCAUAAUGGAUCACUAUCACCACAUUUUAUAUCACCACUUCAACACUCUGUUGGUCCUUAUGCACCACUUCAGCUGUGCCCACUCCCUUCCCGUUCACUACAUUUAAGUAGUCGAAAAUCCAAAACGAGCCAAAAAAGCAAUCGGCAAAGUGGACGACUUUCUCGUCAGGGCUCUGAUAGUAGUAACCAGAAGAGUGAUAAAUUUCAGGUACAAUUCAAAUCAAAAUACAUGACAUCCGAAGAGAUUGAAUCCGUUCUUAGGAUGCAGCAUUCUGCAACUCACAGCAAUGACCCAUACAUAGACGAUUACUAUCACCAAGCCCGAAUUGCUAAAAUUUCUUCUGAUUCAAAGUCAAAAACCCGUUUCUGUCCCGCUCAUCUUAAAGAUUCACCCUUUAGAUCCUCACGUAACAGUACAGAAUCGAAAAAUAAUGUCAAUAUUGAUGCUAAUGGAAGGAUUUCAUUAACAUUCAUCCGUAGGCCCCAGCCUCUUCUUGAAGUAGAUCCUCCUGUUGAUGGUGGUUCUGAAAACCAAGCAUCUGAGAGACCAUUAGAACAAGAACCAAUGCUUGCAGCCAGAAUUAUGAUCGAAGAUGGCCUUUAUCUUCUUCUUGAUGUGGAUGACAUUGAUCGUCUCCUACAAUCUAGUCAGCCUCAAGAUGGCGGUAUACAAAUAAGACAAAGAAGGCAGGUUCUUCUAGAAGGGUUAGCUACAUCACUUCAGCUUGUUGAUCCUCUCGGGAAAAGUUUGACUGCUAAGGAUGAUAUCAUCUUUUUACGAUUAGUAUCACUUCCCAAAGGCCGCAAACUCAUAUCAAAAUACCUUCAGCUUCUCUCACCAAGUGGUGAACUUGCACGGAUAGUAUGCAUGGCGAUUUUCCGUCACUUAAGGUUUCUAUUUGGCGGCCUUCCUUCUGACCCAUCAGCGUCCAUGACCAUUACUGGUUUAGCAAAAACGGUCACCACAUGCGUUGGUUCAAUGGAUCUUAAUUCUUUGAGUGCUUGUCUUGCUGCAGUAGUGUGUUCUUCAGAGCAGCCACCAUUACGUCCUCUCGGGAGCCAGUCCGGAGACGGGGCUUCGGUUGUUCUAAAAUCUGUUUUGGAUCGGGCCACUUCAUUGUUAAGUAACCCUCCAGUUUCUACCAACUCUGGGUUGCGAAAUCCUAAGCUAUGGCAAGCCUCCUUCGAUGCGUUUUUUGGGCUUCUUACGAAAUACUGCUUAAGCAAGUAUGAUAGUUUAGUACAAGCUAUGUGUACACAGGUCCCACCAACCACAGAAAUUGUUGCUUCAGAGGCAGCACUUGCUAUCAGUAGAGAAAUGCCGGUUGAACUUCUGCGUGCCAGUCUUCCACACACUGAUAAUAAUCAGAGGAAGAUGUUAGUUGAUUUUUCACAAAGGUCCAUGCAGGUUGCUGGUUUGACUGAUCCAAGAGGGAGCAUUGGUCAAGUGAAUCCUGAGUCGGUUUUGUUGCAUGGUGCAGUUUGAUGGUUUUUAUUCAUCCUCGCUGUGACGUUAAAUUGGAAAGAGAUGUGAUGAAGUUGGUAAUUCUUCUGCAUGUGGUGCAGUCGUAACUUUAAACAGUUUUAACUAAUAGGAUGACUUCCGUGUAUAGAGAGGUACACUCGUGAAAGGUGAAAGGGGAGGCAUGUUUUUUUGGGUACUCCCUGUUUCUUUCGGUGCUUCUUAUUUCAUACAUUUAUACAAUGUAACAUUCGUAAUUACUCUUGGAUGAUUUAGUUCGCGUUCACGUCUACAAUUUCCAUUAUCUUUUUUAUUUUAUUUGAAAUGUUUUUGUAUUGA
Erigeron canadensis is the source of this 2744-nucleotide messenger RNA. RefSeq names its product protein PAT1 homolog 1-like. Gene Ontology annotation, biological process: deadenylation-dependent decapping of nuclear-transcribed mRNA; P-body assembly. Gene Ontology annotation, cellular component: P-body. Gene Ontology annotation, molecular function: RNA binding. Lineage: Eukaryota; Viridiplantae; Streptophyta; Magnoliopsida; Asterales; Asteraceae. The record is from RefSeq and is a predicted model, not a curated record. The transcript has 6 exons. Bases 135 to 2429 code for a protein of 764 amino acids.